GCUAAGAUGCAGCUGUUUCUGUGCCUUUUAGCUGUACUUUGUUUAACUUUGAGCAGGAGUGUUAGUGAGGAAACUGGUGCUAAUGUUAGCACAUCUGGAUUCGGCUAUGAGUUGACAAUUAGCGGUCUCGAUGCAGUGAAUUUCAAUAUGCAAAAGGAACAUCUUCGCACAAAGGAAUAUUUUCAAACACUUAGUGCGGACAUAGAUAGUUUACACAGAACUGUAAGGAACAUCGAACAAACGGUGUUUCGCCAGGCAAAACUGUUUAGCGGUUUCGAUACGCAUCUGAAAAAGUUGAAUGUUCACAUGGAACCGGUUGCAGCUAUUCCCAGCAUCCAGAAUGAGCUGGAACUAGUUUCACUGAAUAUCUCCCGUCUACUGAGUGACGUUAGCAUCAUGAAACGAAUUCAGCAAACCCUACCAACAACAGAGAUGCAGAAUGAUUUCAUCAUUCAACUGACUGCCGAUCGGAUUCAAUCGCAUGGCACAGGAUCCCGAAACCUUGUACUGGAGCCAAAAGUAUUUCCGUCCACCUGCACGGAUGUUCCCGAUCGUCGGUCCGGAGUUCGUAGAAUUCAUCCGCAGUCUGGUUUCAGUGAUUCAUUCGAAGUGUAUUGCGACCAGGAGUACGAAGGUGGCGGAUGGACAGUGAUUCAGAAUCGCUUCGAUGGGCAGGUUAAUUUCUAUCGCGGUUGGAGUCAGUACGAACGAGGCUUCGGUGAUUUACGAGGAGAAUUUUGGUUAGGUCUUCGAAAGAUACAUGAGUUGACCUACGCGAAGCCACACGAGUUACACAUCGUGAUGGAAGAUUUCGAAGGCACAACUGCAAUUGCGAAGUACAGUCGUAUGUUAGUGGGAGGUCCAGAGGAAAAGUACGCGCUUAACGGUUUGGGAAACUACAGUGGGACUGCUGGAGAUUCGCUUAGCGAUGCGGUGAAGUUAAAGUUUACCACAUUUGAUUCGGAUAAUGAUAGUCACACUGAUAAUUGUGCUGUCCAAUUUCAAGGUGCCUGGUGGUACGGGGCAUGUCACUCAAGUAAUCUGAACGGACUGUAUCUCAAAGGGAAAGUGGAAGUAUUUGCCACCAUGAUGUGCUGGAAAGCAUUCAAGGGAUAUCAUUACGGGUUGAAACGUUCCAGAAUGAUGAUACGAGUAUCGAGUUAAGUAAGUGUAGGGGAGUAUCGCGUUUUGUUACGCAAAUGUAUCAACGAAAGAAAUGCGAAUGCGUUUAGGAAACACGUACUUGCGGUUAUGUUCUCAGUUAACAUAUCUAUUGAUUGAAGCAAUAAACAGAACAUCGAUUUUCUAUACCGACCUUAGUGGUUUCACCACUUGACAGAAGUCGUUUGAUACAUCUUUAUGAUUCCACCAUAAAUAUAGAUUAAGUCUUAAUAUUGAAUAUAUGUUUAUUCAUCAGUUUGACUAA
Malaya genurostris is the source of this 1426-nucleotide messenger RNA. Its product is annotated as microfibril-associated glycoprotein 4-like. Lineage: Eukaryota; Metazoa; Arthropoda; Insecta; Diptera; Culicidae. The record is from RefSeq and is a predicted model, not a curated record. Bases 7 to 1164 code for a protein of 385 amino acids. The transcript has 4 exons.